AUGGCGGCAGAAAACGGAGCAGUCGAGCUGGAAGUCCCGAGCCCAGCAACAGAUAAGUCAUCUAAAGGUGCCGCAGGUGAAGGACCCCUGGCUGCAGAGAAAGAUCUUGGCCCCCCAGACCCAAAGAAAGAAACUGAGUCCUCAAACAAGAAGAAAGAACCUGACUCAGCCCCCCUGAAGAAAGAUGCCAGAGGUCCUGGCCCAGAGAAAGGAGACAGUGCCCUGGCCCAGCCCUCAACCAGCAGCCAGGAUCCAGAGGGAGCAGGGGGCCUGGGCGGGGGUCCUGCGGAGGGCAGUGCCGGGCAGCCGGCAGCCCUGCCCCAGCAGACGGCCACUGCUGAGGCCAGCGUCAAGAGGCCGCCAGCCGAGCAGGGCCCCUCAGGCAGCCAGGAUCCCAGAGAGCCCAAGGUGCACAGGAUGGAGGCCAAGGGCCAAGAAGCAGCCAGGAGGGGCUCACCUGCCUUUCUGCACAGUCCCAGCUGUCCUGCCAUCAUCUCCAGCUCUGAGAAGUCGGUGAUUGAAAAACUCCCAAAUGAAGCAUCUGAGCUCGUCUUUGAAGGGGUGCCUGUGGUCCCCAGCCCCAUGCAUCCCGAGCUGGCCAAAACAGCAGAAGGAGGGAAGACUACCCUGGCAGGAAGCCCGAAGGAAGCAGGAGAGAAGGCCCCGAGCCAGGCUGGCCAGCCCAAGGUGCAAGGGGACACCUCGACGGGGAUGGAGAGGCCGGAGCUGGGGCGGGCCCUCUGUCCCCCAGCCCGGGAGGAGGACUGCUUCCAGAUUCUGGAUGAUUGCCCACCACCCCCGGCCCCCUUCCCCCACCGCAUCGUGGAGCUGAGGACGGGCAAUGUCAAUAGUGAAUUCAGCAUGAACUCCAAGGAGGCGUUGGGCGGCGGCAAGUUUGGAGCAGUGUGUACCUGCACAGAGAAAGCCACGGGCCUCAAGUUGGCAGCCAAGGUCAUCAAGAAACAGACCCCCAAAGACAAGGAAAUGGUGCUGCUUGAGAUCGAGGUUAUGAACCAGCUGAACCACCGCAACCUCAUCCAGCUGUACGCGGCCAUAGAGACAGCGCGCGACAUGAUCCUGUUCAUGGAGUACAUCGAGGGCGGCGAGCUCUUCGAGAGGAUUGUGGAUGAGGACUAUCACCUGACCGAGGUGGACACCAUGGUGUUUGUCAGGCAGAUCUGCGACGGGAUCCUCUUCAUGCACAAGAUGGGGGUUCUGCACCUGGACCUCAAGCCAGAGAACAUCCUGUGCGUCAACACCACGGGCCAUUUGGUGAAGAUCAUUGACUUCGGUCUGGCACGGAGGUAUAACCCCAAUGAGAAACUGAAGGUGAAUUUUGGGACCCCGGAGUUCCUGUCACCUGAGGUGGUGAAUUACGACCAAAUCUCCGAUAAGACAGACAUGUGGAGUAUGGGGGUCAUCACCUAUAUGCUACUGAGUGGCCUCUCCCCCUUCCUGGGAGAUGAUGACACUGAGACCCUAAACAAUGUUCUAUCUUCCAACUGGUACUUUGAUGAGGAGACCUUUGAGGCUGUUUCAGACGAGGCCAAAGACUUUGUCUCCAACCUCAUCGUCAAGGACCAGGGGGCCCGGAUGAGUGCUGCCCAGUGCCUCGCCCACCCCUGGCUCAACAACCUGGCAGAGAAAGCCAAGCGCUGUAACCGACGCCUCAAGUCCCAGAUCUUGCUUAAAAAAUACCUCAUGAAGAGGCGCUGGAAGAAAAACUUCAUCGCUGUCAGCGCUGCGAAUCGCUUCAAGAAGAUCAGCAGCUCGGGGGCACUGAUGGCUCUGGGGGUCUGAGCCCCCAGGAGCGACUGAGGCCUGGAUGCAGCCACAGAGG
Messenger RNA from Talpa occidentalis (Iberian mole), 1840 nucleotides. RefSeq names its product myosin light chain kinase 2 (gene MYLK2). The record is from RefSeq and is a predicted model, not a curated record. Gene Ontology annotation, cellular component: nucleus; cytoplasm. Gene Ontology annotation, molecular function: protein serine/threonine kinase activity; ATP binding. NCBI's taxonomy places the organism in Eukaryota, Metazoa, Chordata, Mammalia, Eulipotyphla, Talpidae. Gene Ontology annotation, biological process: protein phosphorylation; intracellular signal transduction; positive regulation of apoptotic process. The transcript is spliced from 13 exons. The coding region runs from base 1 to 1800 and encodes 599 amino acids.